AUGUCUCCGACGGACAGACCUCAGGUUAACGUGGGCAGCGCUCCCCCUGCUUAUGAUUAUCUGCACCUGAGUGCCACGGAGAAACCAUUGACGGAGAAGAACAGCGAAUAUCCGGCGGUGGACAAGCUGCUCAGAGUUGUUGCCGAGCUACUGGACUCUGAACCCCCCGAACCCAUUGAACUCGCUUCGUCUAAAUCUUUUGAGCUCAAGUCGCUCCGCAAAUCAGACCGUAGGCCUUUAAGAUCAAACUUUGAAGGGACUGCCAGCUGGCGGACAUCCAUGAAGGACAAGCUUGAACAAGGAGUUACCGAUAUCCUCGAGGAGAUCAUGAAACACCUUAUCCCGGAUAGCUCUAUUCAUUCGGUCCUCGGCAAGUGUUCUCAAGCAUUAGAGAAAUUCGAUUCGUCUCUUUCGCGCCUUCUGCAGUCUCGGUGCAUCCGGCACACAUUCUUGUAUUGGGUGGUCUGGAAGCAUCACAACUCAUCCGCAAACGACAGCGUCAUCGACACCUUCCUCGCGCUCGCUGCUCCCCUCGAAGACCAGACUGCGCUGGAUGUCAAGGCCGCGUGUUUGCACACCGCGAAUCACACCUUAUUCGACCGGUUGCGUCGGUCACGCAUUAUAGCAACCUCAACGGAUCCAGACGAAUCGCUUCUUGGCUUGCUGUCUGCAGAUUCCAUUCAUUUCAAGGAAGGAACCUUGCAAGACGCAUUCGAUUUCACUGUGAGGCUCUCCAUGCCGGAUUUCCAGGCUCGGCUAAAGGCCAUGCGAUGCAUUAGUCUGGAGUUAAUCGCGCGAGAUGACGGCUGGAGGGACGGCUGGUGGAUCGUGAAGGUAUCGACGGGCGGAACUAGCCCUUAUGUACGAUUCGAGUCGCAGCUGGUCUUCCUACAUGGUCGUUCAGAGUCCUCUCUGCCGGUCACGAUGUCUACACCAGAGGACUGUGGCUUGAUCUCUCAGAACUCCCGUUGCGAUUCUGAUGGAGACAUGAAUUACGUUCUCUCAGAUAAUGCCUUUUGUGCUUUGCAGGACAACAUUGGCGCAUUUGAUACUUCAGACAAGCCUCGGGCCCUUGAAGCCGAAUGGACUGUGAAGAUCGUCACUGUUACCAAUGUCUGCACGAACUAUGCAGAUUCCGACAUCCUGUCAUCCGAAGGCGACGAGGAACCAGACUUGGACACCUGCGAGUAA
Laetiporus sulphureus 93-53 is the source of this 1191-nucleotide messenger RNA. RefSeq lists its product as uncharacterized. NCBI's taxonomy places the organism in Eukaryota, Fungi, Basidiomycota, Agaricomycetes, Polyporales, Laetiporaceae. The record is from RefSeq and is a predicted model, not a curated record. The transcript has 3 exons. The coding region runs from base 1 to 1191 and encodes 396 amino acids.